AAGAUUCCUUGUUUGAGAACGGAUGAAUUGUGUAAAAAGAUUGAUUUAAAGUUAACAAAUGUUUCGCAAACUAUAGUGAUAUUUAAGAAACGAGGACAUAAUUAUAUUCAAAGGACAAUGAUGGAAGGACGAAUUUAUGCUCUCUCUGUACUCACGCUUAUAGCAUUCAAGACUACAUAUACAAGAUCAGAACCAAUUUCAUCAGAUGGAUCUCUUGAUACAGCAUCUGAACUAGAAUCUCGUCUCAAUCUAUUAAACUCACUCUAUGCCCUCCUACCAGAAGACACUGACAGCCUUGACAGACUAACAAAAAGGAGAUCACUAUUUCGUUUUGGAAAACGCCGCUCUUUGUUCCGUUUUGGUAAACGCGGAAGCAUUUUAAGAUUCGGUAAACGCCCUGCGACAUAUGAUUUUGGUGAAUAUGAUAGCGAAUAUAACCCAUCAGAACUUUAUGCUUUUAACGAGGAUCCAAGAGCCGACAGCUUACCUCUUUCAGACAAGAGAAGUUCUCUCUUCCGUUUCGGUAAAAAGUCAAGAGAUACGAGCCCUUUAUAUGAAAGGGACGCUGCACGUGAAAAGAAGCCACACACGCCCUGGAGAUUUGGUAAAGCACUAGAUGAAGGUCCACAAGACAUCUAAAAAUAAAAUAAAUAUCAGAAACCAAUUCGGUUAAACAUACAAUAAAUUGUUUAUGUUAUGAAUGUUAAAAUAUAUAUUAAUUUUGUAACAUAAGCUCUGCAUGUUUUUCAAUAAUCUACGAAGUAGACAAUUUCACAGGCAGAUGAAACGGCAUGUGGUAUUUCUUCUAUACAUAAAAAUGUUUAUAAACAAGGGUGUAAUAAGACAACUAAUGAACAUUACCUUGGGUAAUCGAAAAGAAGUCGACCCAAGUACUGACUUUUUGUUUUUGCAUGCAUUCUAUAUAUAACAACAGGAACACAAGUUUGUUUAUACAGGAAAUUACCUUUAUUCUGUUAUGCGCAACUGCCAAGACAACCAAUUACUGAAGCCAUAAAUGUAUAAUUCAAUGUAUUUAUGAAUUAUGACUUUAAUCAAUCUGCAUCAGGUUUGCAGUCUUCUUUGAAAUUAUAUCACAGGUUUCAAAUAGCACUUAAAUAUAUGGUGAAUCAAUAUCAGAAAUGACAUAGAUUUAUUAAAGUUAUUCAUAUUCCGGAAGAGUCAUUUAAGAGCCAAUAGCAGUAAAUAAUACUAGUGAUUGUAAAUCUUUUAAAAAAGUGACAUGCGUUAGACAUAACGUUGCACCGUUGUUUUUUGUUUUAAACAGAUAUCUCCAAUUAACCAUCAGAAUAACAUUGUAUGAAAAAAUGCUAAAUAUGAAUAGAAUAUAUUUCUGAACAAGUUGUCGUUAUUACAGCCAUGGAUGAA
Molecule: messenger RNA, 1386 nt
Organism: Mercenaria mercenaria
Lineage: Eukaryota; Metazoa; Mollusca; Bivalvia; Venerida; Veneridae
Exons: 3
Coding region: 118-639 (173 amino acids)
Source: RefSeq, a predicted model, not a curated record